AUGCAGCACCAUGCAACACCGUCUUCACAGUUUUCACAUUCAUAUUUGCCUUCCAUGGACGACGGGAUGCGAUCCCAUCAUCGCUCACACCACCUAGGUCUUCAUGAGGAUGACUUUGACGAUUCGGACGAGCCAAAUAUUGUACGGGAGCAAGACCGUCUGCUUCCGAUUGCAAAUGUGGCCAGGAUCAUGAAAAUGGCCGUCCCCUCCAAUGCAAAGAUAGCAAAGGACGCCAAGGAGACCGUCCAGGAAUGUGUUUCUGAAUUUAUUGCAUUUGUCACCUCGGAGGCUUCCGAUCGAUGCCAGCAGGAAAAAAGAAAGACCAUAAACGGCGAGGAAAUCUUAUGGGCCAUGGAAUCUCUGGGAUUUGACCAUUAUGUGCAGCUGCUGAAGAUCUAUCUGCAAAAGUACAAAGAGACAUUAAAGCUGGACAAAGAUGGCUCUCCCUCGCUCAGCAGCAUACAACUGCUUCCAGGACAUCAACACCAGAUGCAUAGACCGAUCAGCCUGGAUGACCAAGGUCGAUUAUUGGGCCCCACAUCUCUCUCUCUCUUCCACUCAGGCCAUCCCUCUCGCAACUGA
Mitosporidium daphniae is the source of this 582-nucleotide messenger RNA. Its product is annotated as subunit beta of nuclear transcription Y. Gene Ontology annotation, biological process: regulation of transcription by RNA polymerase II. The record is from RefSeq and is a predicted model, not a curated record. The transcript is spliced from 2 exons. Gene Ontology annotation, cellular component: CCAAT-binding factor complex. Gene Ontology annotation, molecular function: protein heterodimerization activity; RNA polymerase II cis-regulatory region sequence-specific DNA binding; DNA-binding transcription activator activity, RNA polymerase II-specific. The coding region runs from base 1 to 582 and encodes 193 amino acids. NCBI's taxonomy places the organism in Eukaryota, Fungi, Microsporidia.